Messenger RNA from Heteronotia binoei (common prickly gecko), 1110 nucleotides. RefSeq names its product transmembrane protein 177 (gene TMEM177). The coding region runs from base 142 to 1074 and encodes 310 amino acids. The transcript has 2 exons. Lineage: Eukaryota; Metazoa; Chordata; Lepidosauria; Squamata; Gekkonidae. The record is from RefSeq and is a predicted model, not a curated record.
GGGAUGUUGUGCAGCAGGCAGGUUUCACAGCAUUUUACUUGCUUUACGGCACCCACGUGUGUGCAUUUCCUUUCGCCUGCUGGCGGCUGUCUGCAGCUGGUUGUUGCUGCUGGAAAGCGCAGUCAGGGUUAGUAGUUGACUAUGGCAACUCAGUUCCUGUGGAAGGCAGCAGCCAUGGUGGAGAGACACAGGACUGGUUUUCUGAUUGUUUCCUGCACUGGACUUCUUGGCACAAACCUGGCCUUUCACAUUGUUCCUCAGAAAACAUUCAAACCAUUGUAUCAGGCCUGGGCUAGUGGGCAACCCAAGGUUUCAGAAAAAUUACACAGCCUUUUCAAUGAAGUUCUCCGUGAUCUCCAAGUGAAGUCAGAAAAUCAUUACCAAGCUUUUGCAUCUUUCAGCUUCCACCCAGUUAGUGCUGGAGUUCCAUGGCUACCUGCAGGCUGUGUUGUGGGCGUCCCCGUCAGUUUUGGUGAAACAGCUGACGACGAGCAUGGAAUUGUCAACCGUGUUGUUGUGGUUGAAGGCAAAGAAGUAGACUGGAAGAGCCCAGAAGGCCUGGCCUUGAAGGAAGCCUUGAUCCUUUCUUUGGAGGCUCAGAAGUUUGCCAUUGCAAGAGAGGUCAUGUACUUGCAAAAUAACAGUCCCUUAAUACAUGCAGCUGUUGCUCCCGUUUGUCUAGCUGGGACUUACAUCUCUGCAGUAGCUGUAAAGCAGCUUCUGGGUCUAUAUUCUGGACCUGUGGUGUUACGAGGCCUUUAUAACGUAGCUGUUGCCAUGAUUGGAUUUGUGGGUUAUUGUCUGUCAUACAAUACUGUGAGCCAUGCAGUAGAUUAUAGGACAGACAGAAGCACAGCCACCAUUUCCACUGACUUUGCCAAAGGUGGAGUGGAGUUCUAUAAUAAAACCUUGGCCCGGAAUAAGAUUCUUCGUACGCUCAUGGGCAAACAAGGGGAGAAAACAUAUGCCCCAAAUGGUAAUCUUUUCCCCAGAUACUGGUUCAGAUUAAAACAUCCACCGUACACUUCCAGAAGAGACCUGGUUCUUAGUAUUUUAAGCAUGUCCCAAGCAUAGGAAGGUCAUGAUUCAAUAUUAAACUUGUAAAAUAUG